Molecule: messenger RNA, 3335 nt
Organism: Brachypodium distachyon (stiff brome)
Lineage: Eukaryota; Viridiplantae; Streptophyta; Magnoliopsida; Poales; Poaceae
Product: putative disease resistance protein RGA3
Exons: 3
Coding region: 94-2928 (944 amino acids)
Biological process (GO): defense response to other organism
Molecular function (GO): ADP binding
Source: RefSeq, a predicted model, not a curated record
GAGUUUGACCUUACCCGUCGAGCCGAAAGGCUGGUCAGCGAACGAGCUCCGUAUUCCAUCCAAAAGUCUCCUCGCCGUCUCCUUCCUUUCUCCAUGGACCCCAUUUUCCUUGCAUCCGCGGCGGCGACAUGGGCGCUGAACAAGCUGCUCGACCACCUCAAGGAAACUGCCAUCAAUGCGCUUCUGAGAUCGAAAGGUCUCGACAAGGAGGUGAAACCUCUCAUCCACGCGCUGAAUCGCGCCAACCUCGUCCUUGGGGGCGUCAACGCCGGAGCCACAGGCACCGCCGGCGUCGAGAUCAAGAACGACAAGAGCCUGGCGGCGCAGAUCAGGCUGGUGCACGAUCAGGCCGUGAAGCUGGCCAAGUAUCUGGAUGUGCUCGAGUACUACGAAAUCAAGGAAAAGAUAAAAAAGAUGAAGCUGAAGGAAGGCAACAAAAUUACAUCCAAAGUAAAAUCUUCUAUAACUCAACUUGCACACCCAAAGACAAAUAUCAAAAUAUCUGAUAUACAAAGCAUAGCAGCUACUGCGAAAGAUCUGCAUAUGAUUUGUGACAGUCUUCACGAUGCCCUUGUGAUUCAGAAACUUACAGAACUGCGUAUUGUGACGCAAAACAAAAGCACAGACACCCGUGAGACAGCAGAGAACUUUGCUGGAACUAAGGAUUUCGAGAGGGAUGAGAAGGCUGAUAUUCUAAAACAAAUUAGUGCAAGUGCAUCAAGUGGUCAGAAGCUUUUCGUUCUUCCAAUAGUUGGUGAUGGAGGUGUUGGAAAAACAACACUUGCUCAACAAGUGUACAGUGACCCAUCUUUGAAAGAUUUCAACAUCAAGAUCUGGAUCUAUGUUUCUGCUAACUUCGAUGAAAUCAAGCUUGCCCAAGGGAUCUUGGAACAAAUACCUGGAUGGGAGCAUAAAAACACAAAAAAUCUCAAUGUACUUCAGAGUGAGAUGAAGAAAUACUUGUUGACCAGAAGAUUUCUACUUGUUCUGGAUGACAUGUGGGAAGAGAGCCAGGGUCGCUGGGACAAGCUGUUGGCUCCACUUACAUGUACACCAAUAAAGGGUAAUGUGAUUUUGGUGACAACUCGAAAGUUAUCUGUGGCCAAGAUAACAAACAGAAUGGGGGCACAUAUCAUACUGAAAGGUAUGGAGAAAGAUUUGUUUUGGAGAUUCUUCAAACGAUGUAUAUUUGGUGAUGAGAAUUAUCAAGGCGACAAGAUGCUUCUGGAUAUUGGCAAGGACAUAGCCACCAAGCUGAAUGGGAAUCCAUUAGCAGCUAAAAGUGUCGGCACUCUUUUGAGAAGAAAACCGCAUAUGGAUUGCUGGCGAAUAAUUAAAGAUAGUGAUGAAUGGAGGGCUGAAAAUGAGGGGGAUGACAUCAUACCGGCACUAAGGCUCAGUUACAAUCACCUGUCCUAUCAGCUUCAGCUGCUCUUCUCAUGUUGUGCUCUCUUUCCAAAAGGUUACAAAUUUGACAAGGACAAGUUGGUACGUAUGUGGAUAGCUCUUGGCUUUGUCAUGCAUGAAAGAAAGAAAUUGGAGAAUGCAGGAAGUGACUAUUUUGAUGAUUUGGUAAUCCGAAGCUUCUUUCAAAAAGAUGAGCAGUAUUUCAUUGUGCACGACUUAAUGCAUGAUGUAGCACAAGAAGUCUCAGUCCUUGAAUACCUUAGUGUUGAUGGCUCAGAUCCUCGGAAAGUCUUCUCAUCCAUCCGUCAUAUUGGAAUCUGGACUGGCAUAGAACCUAGUGAAACCGUUGAAGAGGAUGGAAUUCAGUAUGAUAAUAUUCUGGAAAGCUUGGAGGGUUUAAUGCUUGUAGGUGAAAACGAUGAGAAUAAUGAUAUGCUGAAAUGUUUGGAGAGUUUAAUGCUUGUAGGUGCAUAUGGUAAGAACUUCUCUGAAGAGUUUGUGAAGAUUUUGGCACAAGUACAGUAUGUUCGGAUACUUCGGUUAUCAGUAUCAGCAACGGACAUUAAUGCUGACGUUUUGCUCUCUAGUGUGAAAAGGUUCAUUCAUCUUCGCUAUUUAGAGCUGAGCUAUACAUAUACUUCUGAGGAGCAUAAACGACCUCUGCCUGAGGCUAUAUGUAAGCUCUACCACCUAAUGAUACUGGACAUCACACAUUGGAGCGGUCUAAAUGAGCUGCCAAAGGGUAUGAGUAAUCUCGUGAAUCUGCGAUAUCUGCUUGUUCCAGGGACAGGAUCCUUGCACUCACAGAUAUCAAGAGUUGGUGAACUUAAGUUGCUACAAGAGCUGAAUGAAUUUCGGGUUCAACAAGAGAGUGGCUUCAAUAUUUGCCAGCUGAAAGAUUUAAAGGAGAUCAAAGGGUCGCUUAGUAUCCUUGAUCUUCAGAAUGUCAAAGACAAGGCAGAGGCUAGUCGUGCAAGGAUUAAAGAUAAAAAACAUCUGAAGACACUGUCACUUUCAUGGGGGGGCACAAAUAAAGGUACUGCUAUGCAGAAAGAAGUAAUUGAGGGUCUUAAACCACAUGAGUACCUUGCACAUCUUCAUGUCAUAAAUUAUUCCGGUGCAACUACUCCAUCAUGGUUGGAAGCAGUCCGCUACUUAAAAAGCCUCCAACUCAAAGACUGUACAGAACUGGAGAACCUGCCAUCGUUUGAGAAGUUGCGAUUCCUGAAGAAACUGUCCUUGAUUGGUAUGUCCUCUCUGAAGGAAGUCAAGAUUGACUUCAACUGCGGUGGUGCAAGUACAGCCUCCAAGUCCUCUGAUGAGGAGGAGCUCGAGUUAAGUGAAGUUGAAAUUGCAAAAUGUUCAGCACUAACAUCCGUAAGGCUUCAUUCCUGCAAGGUACUGACCGAAUUAAACAUCAAAGAAUGUCGGGCACUAUCUUCCUUAGAUGGUUUGCCAUCCUCUGAUCAACUGGUCUGUAAAAUAGAAGAAUGCCCUCAACUUCCAUCUUACGUCGCCUGAAAAGAAAGUUGCUGCUGGUACUGUGCCAAACCACUCCAAAAACAAUUUGAUAAGCAAACAGCCAGAACAAUUGGUAUGGCAUUAUGGAUUCAAGAGGAACCCAGGAGUGUGCUGCGUGGUUGUGACUUUUGGUUACUCUUCUUGAACAUGGGUUGUUAUCAGUUCCUUCACAAAAUCAAAUGUGGUGAAGUUUGUGUCCAUUUGAGUUUGGCCAUAUACUCUGGUCAAACGAACACCAACUUUCAUUCUGUUGUCCAAAUAAGUACAACCUGAAUGGUGGUCAAGAAGUAGAAACAAUUCCUAUAUAUUGUUGUAAGUAUCUUCGUGAUGAUCAUUCUCUAGGGCCCUUUUUUUUAGAUGAUCUCUAGGGCCCAGAUGAUAUCAAUGAAUCUGCGGUCAUCUCUUUA